Molecule: messenger RNA, 2098 nt
Organism: Cucumis melo (muskmelon)
Lineage: Eukaryota; Viridiplantae; Streptophyta; Magnoliopsida; Cucurbitales; Cucurbitaceae
Product: U3 snoRNP-associated protein-like YAO
Exons: 9
Coding region: 311-1825 (504 amino acids)
Cellular component (GO): small-subunit processome
Molecular function (GO): snoRNA binding; protein binding
Source: RefSeq, a predicted model, not a curated record
UAGGCUAAUUUAAGAAGAAAAACCCUACUUUCUCCCUCCCAAACCCCGCGCGUCCCUGUUUUCCUCUUCACACACGCACGCUCCGCCUAGCCGACCACCAAUCCAUAGACACACGGCUUCUCAAACACACUCUGAACUCGACGGCCACGCAAACUCCCGCCGACGGCGAAGCAUACAAACGUCGACUUGUUUCUCAAACUUCAACCAUUUGUUCCUGAUUUAGGCCGAGUAAGAUGCAUAUUUUAGGAGAUUUAGAGUGGAGAUAUACAUCAAGGUUCUCUUUAAAAAACUUGAGGACUGAUAAGUAAAGAUGAAGAAGAAAAGCUCGGCCCCUCCUAAAGGGGCAAAGAAGGGGAAGAAUUUUCCACUCAGUAAGGACCCGUUCUUCAGUUCUGAAUCAAGGAAACGAAGGAAGAUUGUUGAUGAUGAGAUUGAAAGCGGUGAGUCAGACGAGGAUAAUGGGUUAGUGGGUGUUGAGGAUGAGGAGUUUGAGGAAGAAACUGUUGAUGAGAAAAGGAAAAGAGUAGCAGUUGAAUACUUGGAGAAAAUUCGGGAAAUUGCAAAUAGAGAAAAGGAGAGGGGCGAUGAAGAAAAGGAUGAGGAUGAGAGUGACGAUGAAGGCGAAAAAGAUUCGCUUGUAGCACAAAUUCUUCAGCAAGAGCAACUCGAAGAUAGCGGAAGGCUUCGGAGAGAAAUUGCAUCAAGGGUUCAGAAGCCAGUAGCUAAAGAUGAAUUUCAGUUCUUGAUUAAGCACAGACAAUCUGUUACAGCUGUUGCUCUAUCUGAGGAUGAUUUGAAGGGGUUUUCAUCGUCCAAGGAUGGUACCAUCUUACACUGGGAUGUAGAAAGUGGUAAAGGGGAAAAAUAUCAAUGGCCUAGUGAUGAAGUAUUGAGAUUGCAUGGUGCUAAGGAUCCCCAAGGUCGGGCUACAAAGCAUAGUAAAGUCACUUUGUCGUUAGCUGUCAGUUCUGAUGGUCGAUACUUAGCUAGUGGAGGCUUAGACCGCCAUGUGCAUAUAUGGGAUACUCGUACACGAGAGCAUAUUCAGGCAUUUCCUGGUCAUAGAGGUCCUGUUUCGUGUUUGACUUUCAGGCAAGGGACUUCAGAACUUUUUUCUGGUUCAUAUGAUCGAACUGUCAAGAUAUGGAAUGUGGAUGACAGAGCUUAUAUAAAUACAUUGUUUGGUCACCAAAGCGAAGUAUUGGCUAUCGAUUGCCUACGGAAAGAAAGAUUACUGACUGUUGGACGUGAUCGGAGUAUGCAAUUAUGGAAGGUUCCAGAGGAGUCCCGUUUAGUAUUUCGUGCUCCUGCAUCAUCCUUAGAAAGUUGCUGUUUUAUAAGCAAUGAUGAAUUCUUAUCUGGAUCAGAUGACGGCAGUAUUGAGCUUUGGACUGUUUUAAAAAAGAAGCCUGUUUUUAUUGUGCGAAAUGCUCAUUCUUCUUCAUCAUCUUCCACAAAUUUGGAGCUGAAGGAAAAUGGAGUCAUCCCCAAUGGUUGUAUGGGAAAUGGGGAUACCAAUCAUAAUACCUCUCAUAAUUUGUCAGCAUAUUCUUGGAUAAGUUCAGUCUCAGUAUGUAGAAACAGUGACCUUGCUGCAUCGGGUGCCGGUAAUGGUUCUGUUCGUUUAUGGGCUCUCACAAGUGAUAAGAAAGAUGUUCGACCAUUAUACGACCUCCCUCUGGUUGGGUUUGUGAACUCCUUGACCUUUGCCAACUCUGGAAGGUUUGUGGUGGCUGGAGUUGGGCAGGAACCUCGUCUUGGAAGGUGGGGGCGAAUCCCAGCUGCUCGGAAUGGAGUUGCAGUUCAUCCUCUUAAGCUCUCAUGAGACUGAACUGAAGAGGUUAUAUAAUACCCAAACCAAUUUUGACCUCUCCAAGUUUCCCUCUUUGUUUCUUUAUGUAUUUUUUUUUAUUCACUCACUUGCCUAACUGAGUUUUUCCCGCAUUUUGCUCAUGGUAACAAUAGUCAAAUUAGAGCAAUUCAUAUUUCUCACUAAGAAGGGUGAGUUUGAAAAGCCAUUGUGGGCUUAAAACUACCCAAAGAGAUGAAUUACAAAGAUAGAUUAUGUUUAUAAUCAAAUGUGCUAGUCAAGUUUUUA